AUGCCAAAGUCAAUUAAAAUUGACCAAUUUCGUUACAUGACAAAUGAAUCGUGGCGUGUCCUAAUGGCCGUUGAAAUGGGCAUGAAGAACCAUGAAUUUGUACCCAUCGAUUUGGUGCACAAAAUCUCUCGUUGUUCGCGUCGCAGCUCUGCUUUUUUGAAGCUUCUCCGUGAUGACCUAGUUCCCCAUGGGUACUCAGGAUAUCGGCUUACAAAUCUCGGAUAUGACUAUUUGGCUUUGAAUACACUAACAAAGUCUGGCCAGGUGAUUGAUUUGGGUUCCAUGAUAGGAUCUGGGAAGGAAUCCGAUGUUUAUCUUGCCCUUGCUGGUGACUUGUGUGGUAGACAAGGCGACGCGACGGAAGAAAAAUACGCAGCGGUUGACCAAAAUUUGCGGCCAGAUCUACCCUCAAAAGGUGAUUACAUUGUUAUAAAGUUCCACCGUUUGGGUCGAACCUCGUUCAGGAAGGUGAGGGAGAAGCGAGAAUAUCAUCAGCAUAGAAACACUUGUUCUUGGCUUUAUCUCGAUCGGCUAGCAGCUAAACGCGAAUAUGAGAUGAUGCGGAUGCUUUAUCACCACGGGCUGCCAGUGCCGUGUCCAUUGGCGAACAACCGCAAUGCGGUGGUGAUGAGUCUCUUGAUGGACAUGGUGCCUCUCUGCAAGGUCUUACCCACCAUCCUCCGUGCCGAUGACGCUGUCCUUGCUAGCACGCUGUACGCUCAGGCUGUGGACAUUCUUGAUAACAUUACUCGCAACGGUCUUGUUCAUGGCGACUUCAACGAGUUCAACCUCCUUGUACAUGGAUUGGUGCAAGAUGGUGGCGAUGAUGGGGCUGAUGUAAAAACCGCGACGACGGUAGCGACUGAACCCAAGCUGUUUCUCAUAGAUUUCCCUCAGAUGAUCAGUCGAAAUCAUCCGACUGCUCAGGAGAUAUACGAGCGAGACUUGAACGGGAUCAUCAGUUUCUUUAGCAGAUUCCUUGAGAUCUCUCCGGCAGACACCCCUCCUCGCUCUCUCACUGACAUCCCCCGAACUGGACACAUGGAUGUGGAGUUGAAAGCUCCAGGCUACCCCAACCAACGGUCUCAAAAGAGGAACAAAAUUGGCUCUCAUCGAGUAUCCAUGGACGACUCAGAGCUCCUUGUUGGCACAGUUGCGGCUCUCGCGCUCAGCAAUGAAGAUACUGGUCCAGAAACAGACGCAAGCGAAGAGGUGGAUAGUGACGGAGACGUCCAUGACGAGGUCUCAACGUCCAAUGCAUCCCAAGCAUCUCAUUCAGAAGAUGACGACGAAUCCCUGCUGAAAAGCAACUUCACUACUGAUACUAACGUCGUUAAGGGAAGAAAGAAUGCCCAAACAGUACUCAGUCGUGAGGAAGUGAGGGAACGAAAGAAACGAGAAGAAAGAAAACGGCUUCAGAAUGAGUUUCGUCUGAGGAUCAAGCGUCAGGAGCGCGCCAGUGUCAAAAGUAAGGGUCGAGCAGAAAUAGCAACGGAGGCACGGCUUUUCAUCUAA
Molecule: messenger RNA, 1515 nt
Organism: Hydatigera taeniaeformis
Lineage: Eukaryota; Metazoa; Platyhelminthes; Cestoda; Cyclophyllidea; Taeniidae
Source: the annotation of a GenBank genome assembly